Molecule: messenger RNA, 569 nt
Organism: Solanum dulcamara
Lineage: Eukaryota; Viridiplantae; Streptophyta; Magnoliopsida; Solanales; Solanaceae
Product: putative zinc finger A20 and AN1 domain-containing stress-associated protein 8
Exons: 1
Coding region: 74-502 (142 amino acids)
Molecular function (GO): DNA binding; zinc ion binding
Source: RefSeq, a predicted model, not a curated record
CAACAAUUUGCUCUCCUCAAAAGAAAUAAUCAAAAUAUUUGUGCAAGAAAGUGAUAAAUCAAAUUAAAGGAAGAUGAUUUCUUGUGGCAAAGCAGAAAAUCCAAUUCUAUGUGCAACAAGGGGUUGUGGUUUUUAUGGAACCUCAAGCAAUCACAACCUUUGUUCUCAAUGCUACAAAGCUUUUCUCAAGGAAGAAGAAGCCAAGAUUGUAGCGGCUUUAUCUGACAACAUAUCUUCUCUUACUAUUCAUGAUGAUGAUUCUCAAGGUACAACGACUGAGAACGUUAGUUCGACGAUGAAGAUUAAGCAGAGAUGCAUGAUUUGCAAGAAGAAAGUGGGAUUAAUAGGGUUUAGUUGUCGAUGUGAUCAAGGAAUGUUUUGUAGGGUUCAUAGGUAUCCUGAAGAACAUGAAUGCACUUUCAAUUUCAAGUCUACUGGUCGUGUGACUUUGGCUAAGGAAAAUCCUCUAUGCAAAGCUGAUAAACUCGAGACUAGGAUCUAAGGACAUUAUUGUAAUUGUUUGGAUUUUCUUUCAAAUUUUAUCUUAUCUUUGUAGAAUCAAAUUUCAA